This is a messenger RNA of Vitrella brassicaformis, 3762 nucleotides long. The record is from the annotation of a GenBank genome assembly. Lineage: Eukaryota; Vitrellaceae.
CGAAAAAGAUGCAGUGGAACCUCGCAGAUGACGCAUCUGCAGGAAAUUCGCAAGAUCUGACCCAAGACGAUGCGGCUGACCAUCAACCAAACAGGCGAGCAAACAGACAGGCUGAGAAAAGCAAGCAGACAGCCGAAUGAAAGACAGGCAGAGAGGGCAGACGAGAAACAAAGAAAACAACGUUUGAAAGCAAAUGGCUGUGUCUGUUUGAUGUUUGUCACAUGAUGUCUGAUGCAGAGCGGCUCCACUCGGCAACGAAGCAGCCUCCACUCCUCUCUCACCUGCAAAGCGUGAGCAGCACGGCGCACCAACACACCGCCAACACCUGCAUCUCUCUCUUCUUUUCCGUGCAGAUGGGACGGUGAUCUGUUAAUUCAUGGACACAAGUAGCGACGGCCCGGCCGCCUCUGCUGCAGGUCAGCACCGUACACGCCUGAUGGACAGCCCCUUGUGUGCGUCAUGCCCUGUGUGUCCUGACGACGUGCUGCAGCUGGGCAAGGUGGCGGUGGGAGCUCUUCUCGUGAUCUUUUGCAGCAGAUACAUUCGGUGGGCGGAGAGAGAGCUCCAGACACGCAGCAGGGAUGACGUCACUGUGUUGUUGGUUCUGGCUCACAGGUUGCCUUGCAGCUUGCCUGUGAUGCUGGGCGGGCAGAUCACGUCAUAGCCUUACAAACCGACAGCACCACGCAGGUCCGCACGAAAGACCACAUAGCCGAGCAGCAGCACUCAGUUGAUCUUAAUGCCCCUGUCGGUGCAGGCUGGUGUGUCGCUGGCUGACAGUCUGGCAGCCAUUCGGAACGCUCUCACCGACGCCCACUCGGCCCUCACCAAAAAGUUGGCGGUAAGAGUGGGAUGACCGCUGGGAAUGAAUGGCUCACACUGGCCGCUCAACCUCCUUUACGUGUGUCCAUGUCAGCGCGUUGGCGGCAAGGGUUUCCGUUGGUGUUGCAAUGUCAACUACAGCGGGGUGGGCGGUGCUGUGACGUCGAAUAAGACCGUCACCAAACCACACCGAUCCAUGGCGGUACGCACACACAGACAUGCAAUGCACUACCAGCUCAUGGUGAUGGCAUCUUUGCUGCUUGUGUGGUGUGGUUUGAUGUCCAUCCAGGUGCCUGGUCGUGACGAGGGCAAACGUAGAUGUGUAGCUAUCGAAGCGGCUGAUGCUGCCGCUGCUGGAGGUACACCAACCACACACGCAUACACACACUGAUAGAUCGACCGCAUCUUGAUGGCCCUGUUGUCUUGUGUUGUCUUGUGUGGUGCUUUCAGGUGAGGCGAUGGAUGUGGGCGGUGCUGCAGCAGCGACACAGCAGCAGAGCACCGAGCCAACGGUGACACACGAGAGAUAUGACCAUCUCUGCACGCACUUUCGACGUGUAAUGCUUAAUUGUGUGUGUCAGAAGGAGUACGGCGAUCCGUGUCUGUCGGGUCUGCCCAUGGACGUGUUUGCCUACAUGGGCUCCUUCGUCACCACCAAGACGGCAAUACGUCUGUCCAAAGUCGACAAGGAGAUCCGCACGAUGGCCACCGACGAAACGUCCGGUAUGUUCCGCAACUUUAGCGUGACGUUGGACGAGGAGGAUAGCUACAGAAGGAUGCGGGACGUGAACCAGCAGAUGAGGCGCAUGGUGAGAGGGAGAGGUGACGUGGGCACAUGGGUGACACACACAUGCUUUGACGCGACCCGUCGUGUGUGUGUGUGUGCAUUCCAAGGUCAAGACUGCGUCUGUGCGGGCAUCGGACGCGAUGCCGCGUUUCGUGUUGUCGAAGUGUGUGGAGGCAUGCACGACGACACUCGAGAAGCUCACGCUGGACAUCGCCGACUAUCCACAGGAGCUUCGCGCUUCUACCCGCGACGUGGUGGUGUUCCCCAAAGUGACAUGCCUCCACAUCCACAACGGAAGCACCAUCGAACACAUCAGGUGUGUCCAAAGGCAAGUGGAGGCGACCGAUGCAUCCACUCAUCCCUAUGAUCGACAUGUCAUGUGUGUUUAUCUGCAGGAGGCGUCGGUGGGUCUUUCCAGCCCUCACCACCCUCCGACUGAGUGUGCGCUUCUUCGAGUUUGACAGCGUGCUAGUCCCAUCCUUCGAGUCCAUCCUCACCACAUCGCCCAUGAUCGAGCGGCUGGAGGGCGACCGCAUCGAAGUCGACGACGGCCAGUGGGCCUUCUUCACCGCCGCCCUGGGUCGCUGCCCCAACCUCAUCACCAUCACCGGCCUGAAGAUCGACAUCCCCAGCCACUUCGGCUGCCUUAAUCAGCUCAAAGCCGCCCUCAGCAAGCAAUGGAGCAGCACACCAGAGAAAAUGGGCACGCAAGAAACCCACGAGCACCCGCAUCUUUACGCUCUCAUACGCAACAUACUCAUAUCCUCUGUGUCCCUGCUGGACUACAGAUUUGCGCAAGAAGCUGGGCUUUGUCGUGGUCAACGCGUCGAUCGGUGGUGACUACGGCCAGCAGGGGGCUCCCGACUUAGAGGCCUUCCGUAGGUGGGCAGCCACCGUCAAUUGCAAGCUCGAUUGGCGGCCAGCCGGCAGGCCGCUGCUCGUCGAGUGCAGCAGCGGCGCUGCCACUGCCCUCCCUGCACCAGACGGCCUCUACGGACAGAUCGCCACGCGGCUGGCGGCCAAUGCGACCAAUGUAAGGAACGGUACAGACAAGAAAAGCGAGAGGGCAACAUGUAUUCGCGUAUCGGUGUGGGUGAAUGUAGGUCAAGUUGGGGCUCGGCAACACCCCGCUGCACAAGUCGUGGCGUGACGAGCUGAUUUUCACCAAGGCCAAGACGCUCAUCGUCGACUUCAAGGCGACCGCGAGUGCCUCACCUGUGGCCCACAUCAUCCCCGAGUGGCUGGCCGAGAGGAAGGGAGAGAGGAGCGGCCCCUUUCCCGCUGUCGAGGCUGACUCGCUGUCCUUGGCUGACAUGCGUGCCGCCCGCAGCAAACACACGCCGUUUUUGGGCGGGCUGAGGUCGCUGAAGAGUGUCACCUUCAGCUCUCUGUCUAGCCUCACUGUCGCAUACGAGUUUCUCUGCCACCUGUCCGUAGACCAGCUAGAUAAGGUAGAGAUCGAGGAGGGCGAAGACCCCCUCGUGUGCGACAGGCCGGCGGACAUCCCUGCCAUACGGGGCGUCGGCUGCCCUCACAUAUACCGCCUGGUUUGUGGUGGCUUGUCCUCUAAGGCAGGCGUGACUGACUCCAUUAAGCUAGCCCUAGUUCUGCGACCGGCACAUGUCGAGUUGGAGGCAUGGUUGGAUGAGAAUGAGCUGGAGGGAGAAAGUGAGGAUGAUCGGCUAGACGACCUCCACUCGUUUGCGGAUGAGUGCGCCGAGCAGGCCGCACCACACUACACUGUCAAGGAGAGGGAGUGUAAUGAAUACUCAGCUUCCCUUACGCUCAAAUUGGCAGCCAAGUGAGAGUGGCGGGGAGGCGGCCGGGCAGGGAGGGAGGGAGGGAGGGAGGGAAGACAGACUCUUGUACAUACAGGUCGGCUGACUCUGUCUCACUCGCUCUUGCCUCUCUCUCUCUCUCUCUCUCUCGUCCUUCAUCCCAUGGCGCCUGCCAUGUACUCACUGGUGUGAUGGUGGGUCGGUCGAGGGAGGGCGGGCAGAGCGUCGUGGGCAUGGGUAGCUGGAGUGUAUCGAUGUGUUCGCCUUAGCAUGUCGAUGGACUCUGGAAGGCUGACUGACUGUGCACUGUGCGGCGUGCUGGAUGUGUCUGGCGAGAGAGAAUUAUCCCCUUGCAUACCGCUGUUAUGAAAGUCC